UAUGCAAUCUUUCUGCUAGAAUUAUGUUGUAAUGUUUGAAACACAGCGAACGUUUUCAUUUCAAAACGUGGACUUCCAAAUACUCCUAUUCCGAUGUGAAAUCGGCAAUAGCUGCGACACCAGGUAGAACGUCACCUGCCAAAAGUUCAAGGGUAGCACCUCCGCCUGUGGAAACGUAGGAUACGGCAUCCGUCUUUCCAAACUUCUCGAGAGCUGCUACGGAAUCUCCCCCACCCACGACGGUGAUUGCUCCGUUCUUGGUGUUUUCCUCGAGCGCGUCCACCAAUGCCUUGGUACCGUCAUCAAAGGGCUCGAUUUCAAAAACCCCCAUUGGUCCAUUGAAAAUGAUUUUUGUAGCUUCCGAGAGACCUUCCUUGUAGAGAGCACGAGUCUUAGGACCAACGUCAAGACCCAUGAAGUCGUCGUCGAUGCCACUUCCGGGGACCAAAUCAAACGUCUUCGUGUCGUCUCUGGACAUGGGACCCGAAGGAAACGAGGUUGUUGCAACAGCAUCGACCGGAAGUAGUAGCUUUACUCCAUUCUUUUCAGCAGCUGCUAGGAUUUCCUUUGCGAUAUCGAUCAUAUCGUCUUCACACAAAGAGGUUCCAAUGUUGAUGCCCUUUGCUUUGGAAAAUGUAUAUGCGAGACCUCCUCCCAAAACCAAGAUUUGAACUUGGUUGAUCAACCCCUUGAUGACUGGCAACUUAGUAGAGACUUUGGACCCUCCGAUUACUUUUCACCAAGAACAGCAAAUGGCAAAGGAAGACCAAAAACAAUUUUCGUCAGACAUUAGUUCUAAUCAUCGAGGCAAAUGAUGCGUGUACAGCAGUGCACUUACUAGCAGCUACUUUUUCGCCGUCGGCGAGCUGACUGAAGUCCAAGUAGGCUACCUCGGAGGCAACCAGGCAGCCGAUUCCGCACUUUUCCUUGGGCAGCAAGGCAGGGACGCCCGCGACACUUGCGUGCGCACGAUGAGCAGUUCCAAAGGCAUCGUUGAUGUAGGCGUCGGCAAUCGAAGCAAGGCCCUCGGCAAAAGACUCGACGUUCGAUUCUUCGUCCUAAAGUAUUGCGAUCGCAAAAACAUCGAUUUGACGAUUGUUUGGAAGAAUGUGAGUACGCACAGACGAAACCAAGGCACAAACACAAGCACGAGCUGGAAAAUUGACAAGCAUGCUCCAAACAAAAAAUAAAAUCGAGAAAAGAUCGCCGUCUACCACACGUACCUUGCGGAAUCGCAGAUUCUCUAGGACGAGGAUGGAUCCACCGGUCCCGGGAAGUUCGGCAACAGCUUCCUUUACCUUGUCGCCGAUGCAAUCGUCUACGAAUCGGACGUCGGCACCGGUGAGCUCCGUCAAGCGAGGGACAACGGCUUUCAGUGACAGGCUCGCUCGUUGGGAGCCGUCGUCGUCUUCCCCCUUCUGGACCUUCUUGGGACGACCCAUGUGGCUCAUUAAGAUUGCGUUGUUCCCAGACUUCAAAAUGAUCUCGAUCGUGGGAAUGGCACCGCGAAUUCUUGAAUCGUCGGUAAUAUUUAGAUCAGCAUCCAUUGGAACAUUAAAGUCGACCCGAACUAGAAUAUUCUUGGCGCCGUCCUUGUCCAGGAUUUCGAGAACAUCGUUCACAUUGCGCUUGCGGGUUUGUCCCGGAGCGUAUGCUGGCAUAGUU
This is a messenger RNA of Pseudo-nitzschia multistriata, 1665 nucleotides long. The record is from the annotation of a GenBank genome assembly. NCBI's taxonomy places the organism in Eukaryota, Bacillariophyta, Bacillariophyceae, Bacillariales, Bacillariaceae.